AUGUCGAAAAAAAGUCCAGCUAAAUCGCCGGCUCAACAGACGCCGGCUUCGCGGAGAAUGGAUCCGAUCGAGGAAGAGCUUCUUGAAGCCGGCUCUUCGGCUUCGACUCCACCAGCUCAGAUUGUCUCUUCGGAUCCUUAUCAGUCAGCUAUAUCUAGAACCUCAUCAUCAACUGCAAUUCACAGAAUUGACAACAAACGCCCCUCUUCUCUGAAAGAUCGGCCGAUGUUAGCUGGCCAUAAAAUUCAGAAUCUGAUGGGCGAUGUUAACAAUGCCAUCUCUCCUGGCCCAAUUCAGACAACCGCUAUCAACCAGUCGACUUCGAUUGGAGAGUUGUUUAUGAACAUGCCUUUUUCAGACUCUUCACAUCCAGAGAUUUUGAGUCCAGCUAGCUAUGAGUACAAAAAGUAAGAUUCGACGUCUUUUUUUACAAUUUUAGGUAAUAAAACGAAAAAAAACAAAUUUACAAUUUGUAGGAACAAAAAAUUGACUAAUAACUUUGGUGCUGAGGUUCAGUUUCUUAAUGGAGAUUCUAUGGACUUCUUUAUCGCGACAAAAGAGACUUUCCAGAUCUACAAGAUGGAGUACGAUGCGGAUUCUGAUCCUGUAGCUGACCUGAUUCGCAAUCACAAGUUUCGCACAAAUAUGGUGGAGAAUGAAGUAUGUUUUAACUAAUUGAAAUUAUAUGUGCAAUAAUUUUGGUUUAACAGCAUGAAUGUCAGAAGUUAUUGUUUAUAUUAUUUUAGUACACUUGCCAAUCAGUGGCGUUGGACAAUACCGAGUUUAAUAACAUUGCUUUUGGUUUUAAUAACGGCGACAUUUUUGUUACAAACGCUUACGAAGAAGGAGAUUUGGACAGAGAGUAAGCUUAUAUUUUUAUGAAGUUUAUAUUGUCUUUGUUAUCUAAAAUUUUACACUUUACACAUCUUAUUUUAGUUGGUAUAACGAUUAUCACAUUCGAAUGAACCACAAAUGUGAAUCGCUGCUUCAUUUGUGUUGGGACAAAUCUAGAAAUGGCAAAGGAUAUCUUUGCGCUGCAUAUGAACGGUAAUUGAUAACUGAUAGCAAUUAAUAUUGUUUUAGUGGACGAGGAAACGAUCACAUUAUCAAUUUGUUUGACAUUAAUCAGGGACAACAGAAGGACCUGUUUUGUGAACGACAAGUCUCGGAGAACAUUUACGACUUAACCUUCCUUGAGUGAGUUAAAUUUACAUUUUGUAAUACUUAUGAUGUGUUUAGUUUGGAAUUGACAACAUUGAUGGUUAGUUGCUUCAAGAACUUUCGUUUCAUCGAUAUUCGGGAAAGGACAGGAUUUAUGAACAUUACUACAGUAAACUCUCCGUUACUCAAAGUAGCGUUUGAACCUUACAAUAACGUACAGUUUGCUGGAGUUAAUGGAAAUGAUGUCGCGAUCUAUGAUAGGCGGUUUCUGAGUAAAGCUGUUUACGAGUUUCAAGUUGGGGUAGGUUUAUAUUAUCUCUUAAGUUUGUAUUAUUUGUGCUCUAUUUACAAUACUACAUGUUAUUUUAUUGUCAAGUUAUGUUUUUAAAUAUUUUUUAGGUAACAUUUUAUUUUUUCAGCCACAAAAUCUUUACAUUUCUCACAUUGAGUACAAUCCGAACAGAUACUGUAACAUCUCGUGUUCAUCGAUGUCUUCUGGAGUUGUCUACGAUGUUGACAUAUCACCGUCAGUUACUUACGCUGAUCAUAUGUCUGAGGGCAAGACUGUAGAUGCUAUGAAGCAAGCUGUAUCUACAUUUGCUACGAAGUUUUCAUACGGAGUUAAGGAAGUUGUAAGUAUUAACAUUAUUCUUUUGUUCUAAAUGGAAUUAAAAUUAUGAUUAAGGCUGACUUCUUUUCAGAACACGUCUCUGAAGCAAGUACAAGAUUUCUGUUGGUCUCAUAGGAAACAGAACCUUCUACUUGUUAUUCCACCUCAAAUCGAAGUGACUGAGGAACAGGAAGACAUAGAUAGAUUGUCGUACAAGAUUGUCACGGUAGACCACAACAGGAACGACGCCUCCUUUCCUCCUGACGGCUCGAUCUACUUUUGUUCUUCGAAUUCCGUGGAAAGAAUCAAACCUCAGAGUCGUGUUAAUACCCAAAGAAGGAAAGCUGUCGGAUUCUGUGAUUCCAACGCUUCAGCCAACUUUUCUACAGAAUGUGACACUUCUGGAGAGUGCUUAGAACGCCUACAUUCGGAAGACGGUAGGAUACGGGUAAACGAUAUUCAACAUCAUCUUCCGUUUAAAUCAGCUCAAGGGUUACAAUAUAGUGGGAUUGAAAAGGAUCUACAGUUAUGGUACUCCAGAAGUGACAUCAACAAAGCGUCGUAUGCUAGAGCUUUAAGAGGAUACGGAUUUGGGAGAACGGCAGGAUCAGCCAGAGCUCUGAUUGAGAACAGUGAUAAGGCUAUCAAGGAUGAUAAGGAUGAGAGUGAGUGUCUGAAGGAGUGUUGGAAGCUUCUGAUACGGAUCUACAUUCUGGAGGCUUCUCAGAAAGUUCAGCAGAAGUAUGGAACACUGUAAGUAAUGUAAAUUGAGUGUAACGUGGUUAAACUGUAUUUAGCUAAGCCUCGAAACACUCACAAUAAUUAAAAGUUUACAGAAUAUUAUUGUUCAAAGUUUGAAAGUUUCAAAAUUUCUAUUUUUCAUUUUAGAUUUCCUGGGGUUCAUCGCUUGGCCAGAAACAUGAAGUCUAACACGAUGGUGAAAGAUGAUCCAGUGACAUUUAGAAAUAGGUAUUACUUGAGUAAGAACCGGGACGACAUCUUACGGACAUGUGGCUGGACUACUUUGGACGAUCACAAUGGACUGGCUACAAGAUUAGAGCGACUAAUGAAUACUGACAAGGUUGAGGACAAGUUCAGAGCAGCGACGAUGGCUAUGUUUGCACUACAAGGGCCAGCUUGCAAGACUGUAGGUCUUAGUAUUAGUAUAAUAUUUUAACUUUUUUUGUUUUAGUACUUGAGCAAGAUUAAUGAGUACCUUCGAUCACCAGAGUUUACCGCCCGGCAUUCUCCGUAUAUGAUACAACGUUACCAGCACAUGGUUGAUCUUGUCAUGAAGGCUUUGGAAACAUACGAUGGUAUUAGGAUUCAAAACUAUGACGCUCUAUUGAAAGACAUUGAUCAGCCAUACCUGAUGGGCAUGGUACGCUUCAUCGGAAGACGACAGCAUACCUACGUUCUGAUGCAACGUGAAAUCAUGGCUAUCAAUGGAAUGUCAGUAGAUGACCGUAUAGCGUUUGCAGCUAUUCACAUGGACGAUCAGGCAUUCAGGGAAGGGUUAAGCAGGUUGAACAACAUGGUACUAAAAAGCGACAAUCCUCUGGCUGUGUUGUUGAUAAGUGGGCUAGAUGAUCACAAACAGUCUCAUAUUGCCAUUCAGACGUAUCUCGAGCAGACUAAUGAUAUUCAGACAGCUGCUUUGUUACUUUGUGCUGGAAACUGCUUCAGAAGGAGUAAGAUCUGGGAGAGUUACGAUAUGCGGAAGAGUGUGCAGGAGAGGAUCACUAUCGCCAUGUAAGGUUUUAAGAUGAAAUCUUUAAAAUAUUGUUGUUUACGUGUUCGUGGUAGUUAACAUGUCACUUUCAGAACGAAGAAUGCUUUGAAAAAUACGAGAAAGUAUUCUCUGCAAAUAGUACUACAAUAUAUGCAAUGGCUGCAAGCAUCUCAACUGAUCCUGCAGAAGAGUUUCAUUAUGACAUUCUUGAGAAAAAAGCUGGAAUUCUCGAAAACUGAAAGUGAAGUAAAGGCAAAGCUGGCGCAGGUAAUAUUUAAAGUAUUUUGAAAUGUUUAUAGAAUAAUCUUUGUAUAACUUAGUGAUUUAUAUUUUAUUAUUUGCAGAGUAUUGUUGCAUGUAACUUUUGCGGAAGACCGAUCUUACCGUAUAUUAGUGGUGGAGAUGACAUGUUUUCCCAGAAGGUCGCUGGAAACCAGCGUAAAAUGAUAGCAAGUGGAGCAGCAGCUGGACCGAGGAAUGCUCAUCCACCACCUUUGAGGACCAACGGAUGUCCUCAUGCUGAUUGUGCCAAACCUUUACCUUGUUGUACGAUCUGUAAGAGAAGUUGUAACCAGCAGGUGGAUGUACACUCUAUGAACAUGUACAUGGACGACUGGUUCAUUUGGUGCACUGUAAGUAGUGUUUCUCUGUUAAUUAUUUUUGGUAAUGGAUGUUUCUUAAUUACAACAUUUGAGUAAAUGUUUUACAGAAAUGUUGUCACGGUGGACAUCUGAAACACCUGAGAGAAUGGUUUGACAACUACGAUCUCUGUCCAUCCGGAGGUUGUAACUGUGAAUGUCCUAAACUGGACACUGUAUUCAAGGCCAGUGUACGGUCUAAAAAGAAACCUUCUAAAGACUCUGACGUUUUGGAAGGAACGAAGCUCAGAACGGUUACAGGUUAUCUCCAAUCGUUAGAAGACGAGGACGCUGAAGAAGAACAACUAAGGAUUCUGAAGAGAUUGGCAUCGAAAGACGGAAAGAAUUCCAUUUCAGAUUCUAAUGGCAAGAGAAACCGAAGGAAAAGUAGUACAAGGUCUUUCCAGAAGCAAGAGGUCGAGCCUCAAAACCAUUUUUCAUUUCCUAUGGUGCCAGAAGUUGUGCUAUCUGGGUUAUCGAGCCGUACUGGUUUGAGAAGAACACCGUUGAAGGAAACUGUAGAAGAAACUGACGAUGAAUGUGAGACUCUGAAGGCCGACAGUCCGAAAGAUGACUAUUUCGAUGUCUCGAAAGCUCGAAGAGGUCCCAGAUCUAUCAGUGAAUGCAUCACAGAUGAAAACGACGAUGACACAAAGCCGCGAAGUAACAGUUCAUUGGAAGAGAAGGGUGGCUACAUGAAGUGGCCAUAUGUUAAACGCAACUUCUGGUCCCUCAAGGGUAAUACCUCAACUGAAGCUCAAGUCAGACCUAACCUUCCUGGAGGAUCCAACAUCAGUAACGAAAAGAAUGUGAAUCAGAAGUUGGUGCAAAACAAGAAGGCGCCCUCUAAUGCCAGAUUCAGCGAACACAUCUUCAUUUUACCGCAGAAAAAGAAACAAACUGGAUAUUCGACCAGUAUCCAAAGGAACCGACUUCAUCAGGCCAUUGUGAAUCAAGCCAUCUACGAGCAGGUCGAGGUGGAACAACGACAGUUGAUCGACCAAGUUCAACGGAUUCAAUUUGCUGACAUUAGCAAGGAAGAAGUCGAGGAGAUAUCAAGUGAGUCAGAAGAGGACGAGGAGUGCAAGGAAGUGGACAAACUGGUACGAUACAACCAGAGAGUCUACAACGAGGCACGAGAGCACGGUAGAAGUCAAAAGAAGCGGAGUCUGAAGGAGGGACAGAACAUCAGGAACAAGCUAGGGUCUCCGAAGCAAAUCCAGAGAAAAGUCAGCGAGCCCGCUAGACUGCCUUUCAAGGUGGGACAGUCUAGUAAUGGGGAAGAAGUCAAGGCACAGAGUCAGUCGCCCAACAAGAAAGGACAACGAUAUUCAUAA
This is a messenger RNA of Bursaphelenchus okinawaensis, 5478 nucleotides long. The record is from the annotation of a GenBank genome assembly. NCBI's taxonomy places the organism in Eukaryota, Metazoa, Nematoda, Chromadorea, Rhabditida, Aphelenchoididae.